AUGGCGCCCAGACGUGACCUUCUUUCGCCGCGCGAUUACGAUGACGACGCCGAGUCGUUGCGGUCUCCGCUGUCAGAGCAGGACUCUGAUAGCGAGGACGACGAAUUCCUCGCCCAGUCCCGCACCACUCUAGAGCUUUCCCAGCAUGACCGCGCCGUUCUCGAAGACGAAGAGGAGACCGAAAAGCUACUCACCAGGUCUGGUCCGACUCACGAUAUCCGUCGAAUCUUCAGCCCCAACCGGAGUAAUAUCAGAAUCGGGAGAAAGGAAGAAGCCCGACGGCAACGAAGGAAGGAGAAGAGAGCUGCAAGGAAAGCACUCCGUGAGAAACGCCACGGUUAUGGCGACGAGGAAAUGUAUGAGAUGGAAGAAGGACACCCGGGAGAUGACAGUUCCCUUUUGGGUAGCUCUUCAUCCGAGCUAGAUGAACGGAUUCAAGAGAGGUAUGCGGAUACUCAGGACGGCCAGACCGUCUCCUGGCGGAAACUUACUCUCGUCUUCUCCGCUAUCUUCGUCCUGUUUCUCAUUCUCCUUCUCGGGGCGUACAAAGCUUCCGCCGGUUUCCGCGAAUCUCACUCUUCGAAACCUUUACUUUCCAACGGAACCGCUCUGUUUGCGCCUACGACUAUCUUGAUAUCGCUUGAUGGAUUCCGGGCCGAUUUUCUCAAUCGCGGGUUGACCCCUACACUCAACGCCUUUGUCGCAGAGGGUGUCUCCCCGCGCUAUAUGCUCCCCAGCUUCCCUAGUGUGACAUUCCCGAAUCAUUUCACCCUCGUUACUGGGUUAUAUCCGGAGAGCCAUGGAAUCGUUGGGAACACGUUCUGGGACCCAGAACUACAGGAGCAGUUUUACUAUACCCACCCGUCCGUUAGCAUGCAGUCGAAGUGGUGGAACGCGGAGCCGCUUUGGAUGACCGCCGAAAAUCAGAAUGUGAAAAGUGCUAUCCACAUGUGGCCUGGCUCCGAGGCGCAUAUUGGAGAUCUAGAGCCAACGUAUCUCGAUAAAUACAAUGGCUCAGAGGCACUCUCCCGGAAGACACAGCGCAUCCUCGAGCUACUCGACCUACCUGGGCUCGAGCAAGAGUCGCCAUCCGGCCCCGAACGACCGCAGUUUAUUGCUGCGUAUGUUCCAAAUGUGGACGCUGAUGGCCACAAAUAUGGACCAAAUAGCACCGAGAUUCGAGGCACCAUUUCAGAAGCAGACAAAAUGCUGGGAAAUCUCUUCUCUGGUCUUCAGGAGCGAAACCUCACCGAUCUCGUGAACAUUGUUGUUGUGUCAGACCAUGGUAUGGCCACAACUUCCACCGAGCGACUUGUCCAACUCGACAAUUUGAUUGACUUGAGCUUGACGAGCCAUAUCGACGGUUGGCCAUUGCGCGGAAUUCGGCCCAAGCGCCCUGAGGAUCUCAAGACUAUACAGGACCAGCUAGAGCUUGUUGCAUCCGAAUAUUCAGAUGCGGUUGAGAUAUACACCCGCGAGGACAUGCCAGAGCGGUACCAUUUCAAGAACAAUGAUCGUAUCGCCCCCCUAUGGGUGAUACCUAAGACAGGCUGGGCCAUCGUUGAGCGACCCGAUUUCGAUGCCCAGGCAGCACUUGAGAAAGGCGAAGUCUACCACCCAAAAGGGGUUCACGGGUAUGACCAUGAGCAUCCGCUGAUGCGUGCGAUUUUCAUUGCACGAGGCCCUGCGUUCCCGCAUGCUGCCAACAGCCGGGUUGAUGUUUUCCAAAACAUCAAUGUUUACAACAUCCUGUGCGACUCACUCGGGAUUGAUCCGCACCCAAACAACGGGACAUUGCGCCUUCCAUUGAAGACGAGCGGCCUUCACUCGGAUGAGGAUGCACCUGCGUUGGACAAUCCGUCCGACCCCCCGAUCACACAGAGUGUUGCAAGUGACGCAACUACUUCUCCUACCUCUACCUCUACCAUUUCCGCCCCAUCCCAGUCUGCGUCAGCCUCACCCAGCGCUAAACCCGAAGAAGACGCCGGCGAUGAGCAAGGCACAAGCUGGUGGGGAACUGUCUGGGACGAAGUCGAGGAUAAAGUGGAGGACCUGACGGACUGGGCGACCGAUUUAUUCGAGGAUGUCAAAGACAACUUCUCAUAA
Molecule: messenger RNA, 2106 nt
Organism: Aspergillus puulaauensis
Lineage: Eukaryota; Fungi; Ascomycota; Eurotiomycetes; Eurotiales; Aspergillaceae
Product: alkaline phosphatase family protein
Exons: 3
Coding region: 1-2106 (701 amino acids)
Biological process (GO): nucleoside triphosphate metabolic process
Molecular function (GO): nucleoside triphosphate diphosphatase activity; ribonucleoside triphosphate phosphatase activity
Source: RefSeq, a predicted model, not a curated record